UGGUGUCACGUAUGGCGCGUGUCAUUGGUGGAAGGCAAUCGUUCGAUUUAGUGCGGCUACCUAGGCUAGGGGGAGCGUUGUAAUAAAAUCCGUUCGCUGUUGGCGCGCGCUCGGAGUCGUCGGAUGGAUAAGGCUGCACAGCGGAGAGCGCGCAAGGCGGCGGCAGCGCGUGCUCGCAGACAGAAUCCCGAUGUGCGAGCCCGCGAGGCAGAAGCGCGCCGUGAAGCUGCGCGACGCCACCGCCAAGAUCCUGCCGUACGAGAGCGGGAGGCCCAAGCGGCACGGCAGUGGCGUGAGGACCCUGCCGUACGAGAGCGGGAGGCCCAAGCGGCACGGCAGCGGCGCGAGGACCCUGCCGUACGAGAGCGGGAGGCCGAAGCGUGUCGUCUGGCUGCGCGACGACGCCGCCAAGAUCCCAGCGUUCGAGAACGAGAGGCCCAAGUGUCACGGCAACGGCGCGAGGACCCUGCCGUACGCGAAGCGGCACGGCUGCGGCGCGAAGAGGAUCUCCAAAAUGUCAGAGAACGGGAAGCGGUGAGAAAGCGCGCGUAUCGGCAGGCAGACCCCGAUGCAGUGAGAGCUGAUGAGGCGUCUGCAAAACGCAUCAGGCGAGCUCAGCCCGAAGGUGCCGAUGCGCGGUUUAAGCGAGACUUUCUAGACGUUACGUUCGGACACAGUUGCAGUGUGUGCGACAGAUUGUGGUUCUCAAACUGUCUAGUCACAAUAUCUUCCAUCAAGAACGACCAGGCUCGCGCCAAUGCCAUCGCCGUGCUGCAGCGCGAGUUCCCCGCCGGCAGCGGUGAGUACAAGGUUUGCGCGAGCUGCAAGGAUUCGCUAGUGGCGGGAAAGGUGCCUCCAAUGAGCGUAUCCUAUGGCUACACGUACCCACCCAAACCGGAUCACUUGCCUCCUCUGAACCCCGUGGAAGAACGACUGAUCGCUCCUCGUUUGCCGUUCAUGAGCAUAAGGCGGUUGACACACGGGAGCGGUCAGUGCGGCAUCAAGGGGCAAGUGGUUAACGUUCCGAUAAACGUCCCCAACACGGUUCAAUGCCUACCUCGGAACGUUCCGGACGAUGUGGCCAUCGACGUUCAUCUCAAGCGCCGGCUCGUAUGCAAAGCGUCGUAUAAGAAAGGUCUCGUUAAGAAACGUAACAUCCACGAGUGGCUCAAACACUUCGAGCAUUCUCCGGUAUACAAGUACCUCAAAAUCAAAAUUGAUUGGAGCCGCCUCGCGAACGUGCAAGACGACGGUGACGUGGACGACGACGAGAUCGAGCCGGCGCCGGAGGUUACCGACCUGGAAGAACCUAUGCAGGCGGCGAUUGCACUCAACACAAUGGCGCAUACCUUGAUUUUUGACGACGGAGCCUGCGUCAUCACUAACUGCGUCAACAGCGGCGGCGACGCUGCGGCGGCAACGACCGCGGCGGAAUCUGCGGCGGGAAAGGCGGCGCAUUCUCCAGCUGAUGAACUAGGUCUAAUCGAAGGUACGUACAGUCUCCACGUGGCACCCGGGGAAGGGCAGACUCCCAUCUCUCUGCUCUUUGACGAGUAGGCC
This is a messenger RNA of Rhipicephalus sanguineus (brown dog tick), 1560 nucleotides long. RefSeq lists its product as uncharacterized. The coding region runs from base 124 to 1557 and encodes 477 amino acids. The transcript has a single exon. NCBI's taxonomy places the organism in Eukaryota, Metazoa, Arthropoda, Arachnida, Ixodida, Ixodidae. The record is from RefSeq and is a predicted model, not a curated record.